This is a messenger RNA of Anolis carolinensis (green anole), 2675 nucleotides long. RefSeq names its product caudal type homeobox 1 (gene cdx1). Lineage: Eukaryota; Metazoa; Chordata; Lepidosauria; Squamata; Anolidae. Gene Ontology annotation, cellular component: nucleus. The transcript has 3 exons. Gene Ontology annotation, biological process: embryo development; regulation of transcription by RNA polymerase II; cell differentiation. Gene Ontology annotation, molecular function: RNA polymerase II transcription regulatory region sequence-specific DNA binding; DNA-binding transcription factor activity, RNA polymerase II-specific. The coding region runs from base 100 to 924 and encodes 274 amino acids. The record is from RefSeq and is a predicted model, not a curated record.
CGGGCGAGGAAGGCAGGAAGGCAGGGAGGGAGGAGGCGGAGGCCGGGCGCAGCAUGCCCUGGAGGGCCCCGGGCCACCACAACCCGGGGGAAGAGGAGGAUGUACGUGGGCUACCUCUUGGAUAAGGAGGCCAGCAUGUACCCCAACCCGGCCCGACCCCCGGGCCUCGGCCUGCCCGCGCAGAACUACGUGCCCGUGGGGCCCCAGUAUCCGGAGUUCGCGGGCUACCAUCACCCCCACCACCCGCACGCCCACCAUGUGCCGGGCCUGGGCGGAGACCCCCACGCCGGGCAGCCCUCGGGGCCCGCCUGGUCCUCGCCCUACACGCCGCCGCCCCCCAAGGAGGACUGGCACCCCUACGGCCCGCCGGGGGGCCCCUCGGCCAACGCCGCCGGCCAGCUGGGCUACGGCCCCGCCGACUUCAGCAGCAUGCAGCCCACGGGCCUCCUGCCGCCCCCGCCGUCCAUGGGCGCCCCCGGAGGUCCGCAGCUCUCGCCCGGCGCCCAGAGGCGCACCCCCUUCGAGUGGAUGCGGCGCAGCGGGACCGCCGCCGGAGGCGCCGCCGGACACAGCGGCAAGACCAGAACAAAAGACAAGUAUCGUGUUGUGUACACAGAUCAUCAACGUUUGGAACUAGAGAAGGAAUUUCACUACAGCCGCUACAUCACUAUCCGGCGGAAAGCAGAGCUGGCAGCAACUCUGGGACUCACUGAGCGGCAGGUGAAAAUAUGGUUCCAGAAUCGGAGAGCAAAGGAGAGGAAAGUGAACAAGAAAAAGAUGCAGCAGCAGACUCAGCCUGCCAGUACCACCACUCCCACCCCACCAGCAGUUGGCACACCAGGUCCAAUUGGAGGCAUCUGCAGCAGUACCACCAACCUAGUUUCCUCAUCUCCAAUGACUAUCAAGGAAGAAUUUCUGCCUUAAGUUGAGCCCUUCAAUUUGACCUGCAGAUAAACUUAUGUAGAAAAAAGUAUGGAUCGAUCCUGAGAACUAAACUAGUUGGCAGGUUCUUGAGACCCAGCAAGAAUGCAGUCACUGCUAAACCAAUGAAAUCACUUCGUUUACACCCAGUGUGUUAUUGGUAUAAUACCACUUGGAAAAAUAUUUUUAUUAACUCAUUCAUAAGGAUGAAUUUUUAUUUUACUUAAAGAAGGGAUUUGCUGCUUGGAUAGUUAGCCAUGGGAGGAAACAGGAAGAAAUAGACAACCAGGGCUUACAAGAAUUGUUCCAGGAUCAUGUCUAGCCUGGACUAUAGUCAGCAUUCAGACCUGGAUCAUAAGGGAAGAGCCAGGAUUGAGUUUGUGAGGACAACCAUUCCCAACAAUAUCGCAUCCAUAAAGGAAACUUGGCUGGAUCACACAAGAGGCCAAGCUUGAGUCGUUCUGGUAUUUGUAUAUUAGGAGCUAAGGUCAAUAAAAUGAGGUCCAGUAGGUAAGAGCAAAACACAACAGAAGUGGUUAUAACCUGACUAUAUGCAAGUUAUGAGGAGAGGGAAGUAGUCCUGAAUAAGACAACAAAGCAGGCUGACAUGCAGCAUGUUUUUUUAAUAGUAAAAAUUAAGAAUUUUAAUAGUCCAUAUAUUACACACAGAAUAACAUUUUAGCAGUCUCAAGUACAAACAUGGCUCACUUUCUAUGAGAGCUUGGAAAUGUUACUUUUUGAACUGUUGCUCCCAGAACAUCUAGUCACAGCAUAACAAUUUUAAACUGAUUCCUAGAGGUGGAACACUAGAACGUAGGACAACCGUGUAGUCAUUUACAGGCUUCUGUUCACCCUUUUUGUUUGUAUCAUGGCUCUUCACGAUGUUUAAUAUGCUGAGGAGAUUAUAUCCCAACAAGUCCCAUCCUGAUUUACUGUAUUGGUCUAUACUUGCAUUUUGAUAUAUAGGCUUGCUUUCAAAUAAUUCAGAUGAGCAAUGAUAAUUUUCCAGCAUGACCAGUGUGCCAGGAUUCUAGGAACUGAAAUCCCAAACAUCUGAAGAACCAAAGGCUGAGAAUUCCUCCCUGGGGUGAGUGGGUGGGUGGGUGGCUUAGAAACAUUAAAAAUGCUUACAAGGGCUUCCUGCACACAGCCUUAAGUGCAUGGUUAGCAAUGCACUUAUUGUAUUAACCGCACAAACAGACUAGACAACACUCAUGUACUUCAUAGGAUAUAUCCGACACUGGAAACACAGAUCACACUAUACGUGCCUUUUACCCAUCCUCUGGCUUGCAACAGCUUUCAGGGAUCUGAGACAGAAAUAGGUCUUUCUAUUAUCUAUUAUCUCAUGUUCUUUACUAGAUAUGCCUGAGCCAAACCUGGGUUAUUUGGCAUAUAAAAACACAUUUUAUCAUUGAGCUACCAAUGUCUUUUCUGCACUGCUGUAAUGGAGUCAGGACUUUCUAGGGCAGUGCCAAAUGUUGCCUAUUGCUCUACACUUUCUUAGACUUUUCUAUUCUCUCUGAGUUUAGCUGAAAUUCUCAAAGAGAGGUGGAUAGUGGAUAUUCUGUAGCUUCAGACUUCAGCACCUAAAUGGUUGAAAAUGGGAAGGAAUCAUGAAAACACAAAUGAAGUAACUGAUCUUUUUUUUUUAAAAGGAUCCACUCAUAACUGGAAGGGACUGAAGUGGGAAUUUGGAGCACACAUGUCUUGUAUUUGUAGCACUAACAGAAGCAAAUAAAAUCAUUCAAGAGAAA